Molecule: messenger RNA, 1803 nt
Organism: Rangifer tarandus platyrhynchus (Svalbard reindeer)
Lineage: Eukaryota; Metazoa; Chordata; Mammalia; Artiodactyla; Cervidae
Source: the annotation of a GenBank genome assembly
AUGGGUCUCAGGCGAGCGCUGAGGGUGCAGCUCUCUGCCCUCUGUCGCCGCGCCCCGCUGUCUACCGCGCCAGCGGCCCGAGAGCAGCCCGCCGCGGGCCCGGGAACCGAGCCCGGGCGCGGGCCGGCCGAAACCGCGCGGCCGCCGGUGCCCGCCGUGGACUUCGGCAACACGCAGGAGGCGUACCGGAGCCGGCGCAGCUGGGAGCUGGUGCGCAGCCUGCUGGUGCUGCGCCUCUGCGCCUCGCCGGCGCUGCUGGCGCGCCACGAGCAGUUGCUGCAUCUCGCCAGGAGACUUCUGGGGCAAAGGUUGUUCAACACGCUGAUGAAGAUGACCUUCUAUGGGCAGUUUGUGGCUGGCGAGGACCAGGAGUCCAUCCGGCCCCUGAUCCAGCACAACAGGGCCUUUGGCGUGGGCUCCAUCCUGGACUACGGUGUGGAGGAGGACCUGACGCCCGAGGAGGCUGAGCGCUCGGAGAUGGAGUCCUGUUCCUCAGCCUUGGAGCGUGACGGCCACGGUAUCAGUAAGAGGGAGAAGCAGUUCCAGGCACACCGGGCCUUCGGGGACCGCAGGGACGGGGUCACCAGUGCCCGCACCUACUUCUACGCCAGUGAGGCCAAGUGUGACAGCCACAUGGAGACCUUCCUGCGCUGCAUCGAGGCCUCAGGCAGAGCCAGCGAGGAUGGCUUCUCAGCCAUUAAGCUCACGGCGCUGGGGAGACCGCAGUUUCUGCUGCAGUUCUCGGACGUGCUGACUAAGUGGAGACGCUUCUUCCACCACGUGGCUGCUGAGCAGGGCAAGGCCGGGCUGGCCGCCGUGGACACGAAGCUGGAGGUGGCCGCGCUGCAGGAAAGUGUGGUUAAGAUGGGCAUCGCGUCCCGGGCAGAGAUUGAGGACUGGUUCACUGCGGAGACACUGGGCGUGUCUGGCACGCUGGACCUGCUGGACUGGUGCAGCCUCAUCAACAGCAGGACCGAGCUCUCCAGGCACCUGGUGGUCCCCAACAUGCAGACGGGACGGCUGGAGCCCCUGCUGUCACGGUUCACAGAGGAGGAGGAGCGGCAGAUGACACGCAUGCUGCAAAGGAUGGACGUGCUGGCCAAGAAAGCCAGCCAGGCGGGUGUGCGGCUGAUGGUGGAUGCGGAGCAGACCUACUUCCAGCCAGCCAUCAGCCGCCUGACGCUGGAGAUGCAGUGCAGAUUCAACGUGGAGAGGCCGCUCAUCUUCAACACGUUCCAGUGCUACCUCAGGGAUGCCUACGACAAUGUCACCCUGGACGUGGAGCUGGCUCGCCGGGAGGGCUGGUGUUUCGGGGCGAAGCUGGUGCGCGGUGCGUACAUGGCUCAGGAGCGUGCCCGUGCACUGGAGGUGGGCUACGAGGACCCCAUCAACCCCACGUACGAGGCCACCAGCAUCGUGUACCACAGGUGCCUGGACUAUGUCCUGGAGGAGCUGAAGCACAACGCCAGGGCCGCAGUGAUGGUGGCCUCGCACAAUGAGGACACCGUGCGCUUCACUCUGCACAGGAUGGAGGAGCUGGGCCUGCACCCCGCCAACCGCCAGGUGUACUUUGGACAGCUUCUGGGCAUGUGUGACCAGAUCAGCUUCCCGCUGGGCCAGGCAGGCUUCCUGGUGUACAAGUACGUCCCUUAUGGGCCUGUGAUGGAGGUGCUGCCCUACUUGUCCCGCCGCGCCCUAGAGAACAGCGGGGUCAUGAAGGGGGCUCAGCGGGAGCGGCAGCUGCUGUGGCAGGAGCUCAAGCGGAGGCUCUGCACCGGCAGCCUCUUCCACCAGCCGGCCUAG